Molecule: messenger RNA, 1973 nt
Organism: Aegilops tauschii subsp. strangulata
Lineage: Eukaryota; Viridiplantae; Streptophyta; Magnoliopsida; Poales; Poaceae
Product: ankyrin repeat protein nuc-2
Molecular function (GO): protein binding
Source: RefSeq, a predicted model, not a curated record
GUGGCGUCACAUCACAAACCUCAGGUCUCGUGGCUUGUGCCUUGUGCUGGACACCACCGCCCGGCGCAGCUCCCGAGAAAGCGACCGCCUUUCUCGUGUCCUCUCGCUCUCCGUCCAAGCACACUAGUCAGAGCGAACACGUCACACGGCCCACUCAAGCCGUCACAUUCGACCAUGGACAUGCCCACGGCGGCGUGCUCGCCGUCCUCGUCGGCGCAGCCUCCGCCGUCGUCGUCAGGCGUCGAUGUGGUCGUUGACGCGGGGAACGACGAGGAACGGCGGCGCCUGCUCCUCGAUGCCGCCAUCGACGGCAACCUCGACCUCCUCGCCAGGAUGGCGCUGGAGUUGCUGCCGCCGGCGCCUAGCGCCACGGGCGCGGACGUCACCGGCGUCUGGUCGACGUGCGGCAGGGCGCUCCACCUGGCCGCGACCAACGGCAGGACGGACGUCUGCCGCUACCUGGUCCAGGACCUCGCCAUCCCCGUCGACGUCCUCUCCGACGAGCGCGAGACGCCGCUGCUCCUGGCGGCCACCUUCGGCCACACCGCAACGGCGGCCUGGCUCCUGGAGCGCGGCGCCAGCCCGCGCGCCCCGGACGUCGACGGCGAGACCCCGCUCCACUGGGCCGCUUACAACGGGGAUCGCGACCUGGCGAUGCUGCUCCUGUGCAAGGGCGCCGACGUGGGCGCGACGAACCCCCGGGGCACGGCGCUCCACGUCGCCGCCAUGCGCGGGUUCCCGGAAGUCAUCCGCGUCCUGCUGCGCCACGGCGCCGAUCCCAACAAGUUCGCCAGCCGUGUCUUCACGCCCUUGGUCUCGUCGCUUCUUGGUGGCUCCGUGGAAUGCAUGAAGCUGCUCAUUGAGGCUGGGGCUAAUGUUCAUGCCGGUGGAUUCAGUGGAGCGACCCCUCUGUUGUUAGCGUGCAGCCGCCGUGGCAACAUCGGAUUCGUCAAGUGCUUGUUGAAGGCUGGAGCAGAUCCGAACGUUCCUGACGAACUUGGUAGGUUGCCGAUAGAAAUUGCCGCGGUCCAAGGUGGAAAAAAACUUGUUCAACUUCUGUUUCCUGUGACUCGAUGCCCUCCAAACAUGGUUGCCUGGAGUGUUGCUGGCAUCAUGAGUCAUGUGAAUUCUGCUGCUUACAAGGAGCGGGUGAGAAAGGGCUCCUGUAAGAGGAAAGCUGAACUAAAACUAGAAGGGAACAAGGCCUACGAAAUCAAGGACUACGACACGGCUAUACUUAUGUACAACAUGGCACUGAAGUUCGAUGACCCAAACGACAUAGAUGCAUCCAUAUAUGCAAACAAGAGCCUCUGUUGGCUGCGCCUUGGUGUUGGCGACGAGGCGCUUUCGGACGCCCAGGCCUGCAUCAGGUUAUGGCCUGACUGGGGGAAAGGCUACUACCGCCAAGGAGAGGCCUUCCGCUUCCUGCAGGUGAUCAUCGCACUGCUGUUUGCGCUUCCCUUCUGUGCUUCAGAAGUUCAGAUUCAGCUAUCCAAUACCCACCCAUCGGAUUACGCCAGCGCUUACGCCGCGUUUGUCAAGGCAUCGGAGCUUGAUCCGCAGAACCCUAAGAUCGCCAACGCCCUCAGGGAUCUCUUGGAGCGCACGAAGGGCGCAUCGGUUUCACGGUGCUUGGAGGAAGGGGUGCAAGUGCAAGGAAGAAGCCAGGUUCUGUCUGGGCCGUGUGAUCAAACAGUCCAAGGGCGGGGCUCUUUUGUGCAGGCAGUAGGUAGAGGUCAGCCACUAUCCAGUGGCCAGUAGGAAAAUGGUGGAGCGGUGUGAAAACAAACUGUGGCGGGAGUCGGAGGCUGUAUAGUUGUGUUUCUGGUGGGCUUUGUGGUUUGGUUUUGCGCACUCUGUUUCCUGGGCCGGAUAGCAUUCGAGGCCCGUCGUGAUGGCUAACUGAAAAUGUGUGCAGCCAGGGUCAUUGUAAAAAACAAAGGACGUUUGAUACGAGCACUUCCCAGAUCGAA